UGUAACACUUGAUUAAGCACGUCACUUUACUCUAUUGUCUCUUCUCGCAUCAGAAUUAAAGAAUUUCAUGGUGUUGUGGGUGACACAUAUACGUAUUAAUUUUUAGUUUAAGACCACAUUGGCACCAACUGCGGGAAAAUGGAUACAAUGGAAUAUGAGCUCGCUAGAAAUCUCACUCUGUUGUUCUUCGUGGAGCGCCUGCUCGAUAAAGGCGAGCCGAGAACGUUGCACGAUCUUUCCUGCCAGUUUGGUGCCAAGGGUUUCACCAAGGAGAUGCGUCAGAUCGCAGGCGGGUCGCAGUCGGGCCUCAAGAAGUUCCUGGCCCAGUAUCCCGCGUUGUUCGACAUAGACGGGGACUAUGUCGGUAUCAACACGUAUCAAAGGCACCUGAGCGGCGCUGGCGCCUCCUCCAAUAACGACUACAUAGAAGAGGCCAAGGAGUACUUCGCGAACAAGAUGAUCCAGUACGGCGAGGGGACCGAAGUACCUAUCAAGAGCCUCUUAGGACACCGCAGUCAAGCAUCCCCACAGGUACGACACAUUUCCGGGCAGCGUAUCAAAGAGUUUAAAGAUUUCCUUCUGAAGCACCCGGAAACUUUUCAGAUAAUUGAAGAUAAUGUUGUUCUAGUCAGUGAGACUUAUAGAAGAGAUAAUGCUCAUGGUAACUCAGAGCAUUUUCACAAUUUGCCUGUAGCUAAUAUAAACACAGACACUGCCCAACAGUUGCUAGACUAUGUUGCACAGUGCAUUGAAGCAAAAGGUCCCGUUAUGGUGGACCAACUGUUCCACUUGAUCGUUUCUCGCUUCCCUCAAGAAUACUGGUAUCAAAUGUUUAAGACACCGGCAGACUUGAGCGCCUUUCUGAAAAUAUUUUCAGAUAGUUUCCACGUUCAGUCCAAUCUUGUCACACUAAUUAGCAAACCAAAAAUACCUGUAAUGUAUUUAAAUGCAAAAACUAAAGUUAAGACUGACCCACCAAAGCAAGUGGUUGAAGAAAAACCUGUCUCCCCUGCUCCUCCCGUAGUGGUGAGUCCGACUCCAUCCGAUGGUGUUAGGAGCCCUGCACAUAGGAUUCUCAGUCCUGUAGAAUCACCGCGUGUUCAACAAGCUAAUAUAGCUAACCAAACCCUUAAACAAAGAAUAAAUUCUAUUGUUAUAAAGAAUUUAGCUGAAAACAUGGUACGGGAUAGAGUUAACAACCACUUAAAUGCUCGUGCUUCGGAAGAUACUAAUGGAAUGGCAAGUAUAAGAAACAAUAUGAUGGGUGAGGCCUGGAGGCAGAAGGUGUUACAGAGCACCACUGUCAUAGCAAAUAUAAGAGAGUGUUGUGCAGUCAUCGAUAGCAUCAUGAAUAACAGACGCACCACAAAAAGUAUUGUUUCUUUUGACUGUGAAGGCAUAAAUUUGGGAUUAAAAGGAGUGCUGACACUGUGUCAAAUUGCUACCAUGAAUGGAGAAGUUUAUAUUCUGGACAUCAUGGCCUGCCCGGGCAUGGUAGUGGAGGGGAAAAUAAAGGAGCUCCUUGAGUGUGAACAUGUUAUUAAAAUUAUUCACGACUGUAGGAAUGACUCGGUCAAUUUAUACAAUCAAUUUGAGAUUACUUUGAAAAAUAUUUUUGACACUCAGGCAGCUCAUGCGGUUUUACAAUUGCAACAACAAGGUGUACCAGUUUACAAAGUGAAGAAUCUUAGUCUUAAUGCACUUUGUGAGUUGUACAAUGCUCCCAUGAAUCCUAUGAAAGAACAGUUAAAAAACGUAUACCGUAGAGACCAGCGUUACUGGGCACGGAGACCAUUGUCAAAGGAUAUGAUAAUUUAUGCAGCUUCUGAUGUACUCUCUCUUGUAAAUCCAGCAAUCUUCGCUUACAUGUCAAGUAACAUAAAACCUGAUAAUCAACAACUUUUUGAAGAAUUGUCGAAUGAACAAGUUUUUAUGCAUAUUCAACCUACAGAAGUAAAGUUACGAAAAAGACAAAGAAAAAUAAACACUGAAGUGGGUGAAUUAAAAUCAAAGCUGGCAGAGUCCACCAAGAAUAUUGUUUUGAGUAACAGGGAAAUAAGAUUGCUGAGGUAUUUGGAAUUAACUGAAGAUGAGAAAGAAAAGCUAAAAGGAUGUCACAAAAUUUCAAAGAAACUUGAAAAGCUCGAAGCUAUGGGUCAAGAUAAAGACAGCGACUCUGAUGAGGAUGAAAAAGAAAAUGAGAUGGCCAGCUUAGAAUCAAACCCUUCAGAUUCCAUAUCCUCACCACACUCCACACAGCCUCCCAGCCUCACAGAAUCUAUGCAGAUGAUGGAUGAGAUACUGUCAGACACAAAUAUGGACAAAGUGGAGAAGAUCAACCGUCUGGAAGCUAUUCUUUCGGCUGUGGCGCCUCUUAGUGGGGAACUCGAAGAUAAAUUCUCACAGACAAUGGAACAGACCCUACCUCUGCUUAAGAACAAAGAUUGGUCAAAUUUAAGCCAAAUUUUGAACAUAGCAGAUACGGGCAGGAAAAAUUGUUGUUGCAAAUGCCAUAAUUCUACUUUCGACGACGUCAAAUAUAAUGAUCUCAAUGAAACCAAGAAAGUGGAGGUCGGAUCCCAAACCCUAAGCACGGGAGACAUUGUUAUUACGAGAAUACACUUCAGGGAAGAAGAUAAACUCAACGAAAGAAUUCUUGAUGCUUCUCCUCUGAGCAAGAGGGCAGGCAUCAACAACAAUAUGUCUUGAUGACGCUCAGACAACGAAAAUUUUACUUCCAUUUUUCUGAGUGCCACAGUUUAAUUUCGAAACUACUCCUGUAUGUGAUCAAUUUUUUUUUUACAUAGUUUUUAAGUUAUAAUCAUGUUUAAAAGUAUACAAUCCUAAAGUGGGCUUAUGGUCUAGUUUACUAGGUAUCAGAUAGCGGUGUAUUUGUUCAAGAUUGAAUUAAUUAUGUAGUGAGGACAUGCAUUAAUCGAGUGUAUUGUAAAACGCCUACACCGCGCCGUUUGCUCAUUUAAGCGGAGCUCGCGUGUACUGCUUACAUUCGAAUAAAUGCAACGGUAAACCGCAUAAUAUAGCUGCUUAACAGUCAUGAGACGGGUCUGGCCGCGAAAUUCAAAUUUAAUUUGGUUUUUGGUUUUUUGGUUUUAAGUUGGUUAUGGCAUUUUAAUUGCGCCAAUGGCAGGAUCAUCCUCACAGGUUUAUAUAAAAAUCUUUACUUGAAAGAGUCCAGUUAAGGAAUUGGCUAUUGUAUCGACUAAUUUGUGAGUAACUCAUGUCAAACACAUUAUUUUAACUAAUUUCUUAAACUGAACACUGUCAAGUAAAGAGUUUUAUGUAAUCCUGUGAAGAUGAUACUGCCAUUGUCGGAAUUAGAAUGCCAUAAGCCGUAUGUCGUAUUAGUUUAUUAAUUGCGAAAAACCAAAUUUUGAAUUUCGCAGGUAGACCCGCCUCAUGCCCCUUAAUUCCAUUAUCUGGAAUUGUCAGUAUCUGCUGUUAAUAUUUACUUUAUAUACUUAUAGUUAGUUAUUUAUUUGGCUAUUGCCGAAACAAUCCGAACUUGUAUGUGAUAGAUUUAUGGCCUUGAUUUUUUGUCUCGAUCUUUUUGCAUUGUUACUAAAAUCAAAUUAACAUGCAACAUUUUUUUUUUUAAAUGAAAUCAAAUUGAAUGAUCGAGUAUCUUUAUCACGCUGUUAAGUGGGCGGUAGUUUUAGCUAAUAUCUCGAAAACUAUAUCGAAAAUGGCAAUAAUAGUUAUACAAUAAAAGUUUUUAUUGUUCAAAUAUUUAACUAUUGUUUAGAUGUAGGUUCAUUAAUGUUUAUUAUUACGUAGGUAUAGUGUCAAAGAGAUAAUAUAACGCGAGGUGGUGCUUGGAAAAUAACUUAUUCUAGCUUUAUCGAGUUAAAUGAACUAACUAAUAUUUAAUGUUUUUGUACAAUAGCAAAACGUUUAAAAUAAUUUCGUGCCUUCGAGUCAUAUCCAACGGAUGCCUUCGUAAAAUAAUAUACUUACUAAUUAUUUGGACGUGUAGCUUUUAUACGUAUUUAGAAUAAUAUCUACACAUUCUUUAGAUGAAAUUUAUUUAUGAAAAUAUUUGUUGUGUAGGUAGUAUUUUACAAAAAAAAAUGAAAUAUAAGGCUAUGUAAAAUAGCAAUAGCUUUACACAUGAGUUGGGGAUUCUAAGCAUGUUGAAUACUUUCGAAUAGUUUAUUUUUGUUUUACAUAUACAUAAUGAAUAGUAGGUAAAUACGUUACAAAUCAAGUGAUAUGGUUAUAUUACGCUUCAUUUACUAGUUGCUUAUAUUUAUUAGCUUCAGUAGCGUUUUAUGUAUUACUCAUCAGUAUUGCCUUGAACCAAGUUUUAUUUCCAUUUUUUGUACAUAAACACUUAUGUAAUAUAUUACUUAAGAACGUCCUUUUUCAAUGAAGUUCAAAUGAAUUUUGGCAUCCUUUUUAGAAAAUCAACUUUUUCUUAUUGUUAAUGUAUUUGUGCCUAAAUAUUGCACAAUUUUGAAGAAAGAUUUUGCCCUUGUAUUUUGCAAAAGAUUGUUUCAGUGCCACUUAAACUUUUAAUUUUUAAGAUGCAUUUGUAGUCAAAAUAAGCUGAAUAAUCAUCUGUUAUUACUUAUUGAUCGAAUGUUUACAAAAGUUAGAUAAGAACAUUUUUGUGAAAAGUCUAGAUUUUCGGCAACUGAUUUUUGUAGCAAAUUAUCCGUUUAUUAAUUUGCACAUUGUUUAAGUUUAAAUCAACCUAAUAAAAAAGUUUUUAAGCAAA
Maniola jurtina (meadow brown) is the source of this 4738-nucleotide messenger RNA. It is a transcript of the gene egl, whose product is annotated as egalitarian protein homolog. The record is from RefSeq and is a predicted model, not a curated record. Bases 139 to 2709 code for a protein of 856 amino acids. Gene Ontology annotation, biological process: nucleobase-containing compound metabolic process. The transcript has a single exon. Lineage: Eukaryota; Metazoa; Arthropoda; Insecta; Lepidoptera; Nymphalidae. Gene Ontology annotation, molecular function: nucleic acid binding; 3'-5' exonuclease activity.